Impatiens glandulifera is the source of this 1388-nucleotide messenger RNA. Its product is annotated as GDSL esterase/lipase At3g26430. The record is from RefSeq and is a predicted model, not a curated record. The transcript has 5 exons. Lineage: Eukaryota; Viridiplantae; Streptophyta; Magnoliopsida; Ericales; Balsaminaceae. Gene Ontology annotation, molecular function: hydrolase activity, acting on ester bonds. The coding region runs from base 21 to 1211 and encodes 396 amino acids.
CCAUCGUUCAAUCUCUUUCAAUGAUUUCAAAAAUGUCGUUAACAAAUCCCAAAUUAUACUUCUUAACCCUAAUUAUCACAUCAAAUCUCGUCACAUUCUCAGUAAUCUUCUCUUCAGCAUCCGCCGCAGUUAAUACAUGUGCAUUCCCCGCCAUAUUCAACUUCGGCGACUCCAAUUCCGAUACCGGCGGUCUCUCUUCCGCCUUCGGACAAGCUCCAUCUCCAAAUGGAGAAACCUAUUUCCACUCUCCAUCCGGCCGUUACUCCGACGGUCGCCUCAUCAUCGAUUUCAUCGCUGAGAGGUUAGGGUUAGGUUAUCUGAGUGCGUAUCUAGAUUCAGUUGGAUCAAACUUCAGUCAAGGAGCGAAUUUCGCUACGGCUGGAUCGACAAUUCGGCCGCAAAACACUACUAUGUCUCAGAGUGGCUAUAGUCCAUUCUCCCUUAAUUAUCAAAUCAUUCAGUUUACUGAUUUUCAUCGUAGAUCUCAGAUAGUUCGUAAGCGAGGAGGAGUUUAUAGAGAGUUGCUGCCGGAGGAGAAAGUGUUUUCCGGCGGUUUAUACACAUUUGACAUUGGCCAGAAUGACCUAACUGCAGGGUAUAAGCUCAACUUGACCACUCAACAGGUGAAGGAAUAUGUUCCUGAUCUCAUUACCCAACUCACUCAAGCCAUCAAGAUUGUAUAUGCGGAAGGAGGAAGAUCAUUUUGGGUACACAACACGGGUCCAGUUGGAUGCUUACCAUAUGUAAUGGACCGUUUUCCGAUCACAGCAGCUGAGAUCGACAAAUCAGGAUGCGCCACCCCUUUUAACGAUGUCUCAAGUUAUUUCAACCUUAGAUUGAAGGAAGCUCUUGUCCGUUUAAGAAAAGAGCUUACUUUUGCUGCUAUUACGUAUGUUGAUGUAUAUUCUGUCAAAUAUGCACUCAUCAGUCGAGCCAGGGAGCUUGGAUUUGAGGACCCUUUUCUGGCUUGUUGUGGGCAUGGUGGGAAGUACAAUUACAACAGAUUGUUAAAGUGUGGAAGUAAGAAAAUUGUGAAUGGAACAGAGGUAAUGGUAGCGAAAUCUUGCAAAGAUCCAUCUGUUCGUAUCAAUUGGGAUGGAACUCAUUUCACCGAGGCAGCUAAUAACUGGAUAUUUCAUCAAAUCGUUAAUGGGUCAUAUUCUGACCCACCAAUUCCACUUCAAUUUGCUUGUUCAAGAAUGGAAGUUUAAAGGAUAAAACCAUUCUCUCUCUGUGUAAUAUUAAAAGAAGCAUUUUCUCCAUAUAUAUAAUUGAAACUUUUCAUUGUAAAAUUUGAGUGAUGUGGCAGAAAAAACUGGGCCAUUGGAUUCGUUAACCGGAAAGUAUGGCGAUUAUUUAGCAAAUCCAUCAUCCGAAAUUUCACUUUU